Drosophila subobscura is the source of this 1564-nucleotide messenger RNA. RefSeq names its product very-long-chain 3-oxoacyl-CoA reductase (gene spidey). Lineage: Eukaryota; Metazoa; Arthropoda; Insecta; Diptera; Drosophilidae. Gene Ontology annotation, molecular function: oxidoreductase activity. Gene Ontology annotation, cellular component: endoplasmic reticulum. The record is from RefSeq and is a predicted model, not a curated record. The transcript is spliced from 5 exons. The coding region runs from base 440 to 1399 and encodes 319 amino acids.
ACCGUUCAUUCGUUUUCGUGCCGCUUACAAUUUGCAUUGAAUCACUUUUUCAUUUCUUUUCUGUUUAUGUUUCUGUUUGGGUCAACGUCAACGUCAACAAAAUGAUUUGAAUAUUAAUCAGAAAAACCUAGCCUGAAAAUCAAAAAUUUGAAUUCUACGCGGUGAAGCCAGACAGGCAGCAAGAAGGGAGUGCGUCGGUACUGCGACACCAACGAGACAUCGGCGAGAGAUAGACACACGUACAGACAUAUGUAUGUACAUUUGCAUGUGUGUACAUAGGUUCUAGAAGCAGAGGUUGCGGCAGCAGCGUAAGAAUUUUGACGUUGCAGUUCGACGAACAGAAAAUAGAAAUCGAAAAAUCAGAAACCAGCCGGCAGCAGACAUUUGGAGUUGAGUUUCGGGUAUUGUGUCCCAAGAGAUUAAAGGAAAGAUUAAGGAAAUGGAGAAUUCGCAUGUACUGAGCAUGCUUGGUGGCUUGGCCAUCGGCAUUGUCGGCUUUCAGUUCUUCCGCAAGGUCUUGCCAUGGAUAUAUUCCAACGUGGUGGGACCGAAGGUCUUUGGAUCCACCGUAAACCUCGCAAAAAUGGGCGAAUGGGCAGUUGUUACCGGGUCUACCGAUGGAAUUGGCAAAGCCUACGCCAAGGAGCUUGCUCGCAAAGGACUUAAACUGGUGCUAAUCAGUCGAUCCUUGACUAAACUGAACGACGUUGCCAAGGAAAUAGGCGAUGAAUUUGGCGUGGAGGUGCGUGUCAUUGAUGUGGAUUUCACAGGCGGUGCUGAGAUAUAUGAGAAGAUACGCGAGAAAACCACUGGCCUGGACGUCGGAGUGCUGGUGAACAAUGUAGGAAUCAGCUACAGUCAUCCUGAAUACUUUUUGGACUGCUACAAUGCGGAUCCGAUGUUUUUGAACAAUAUUGUGGCUGCUAACGUACACUCGGUAACUCAUAUGAGCGCAUUGUUCUUGGCGGGCAUGAUUACCAAGCGCAAGGGAGUCAUCAUAAACAUCUCGUCCACUGCCGGCGUUAUUCCGAAUCCCCUGCUGAGUGUUUACAGUGCUACCAAGGCUUUUGUCAACAAGUUUAGCGAUGAUCUGCAGACGGAGUACAAGGAGCAAGGCAUUCUCAUUCAGAGUGUCCAGCCGGGCUUCGUGGCCACUAACAUGUCCAAAAUCCGCAAGCCCAGCGUGUUUGCGCCGUCACCCGAAACCUAUGUGAAGUCGGCACUCUCAACUCUCGGUAUUGCAAAACAGACCGCUGGAUAUCUACCCCAUGCCCUUCUCCAGUUGGUUAUCCACUUCACAGAAGCUGUCUUCGGAGAUCAGUUCGCCCGCAGUUUGGUUCUAAAGAAUAUUUUGGGCACUCGUAAACGCGCACUUCGUCGCCUCGCCAAGAAUCAGUAGAUCAUAUGACGCUCUUGCCUGCAGUGCUGGCACCUAAUGAUAGAAGGAUGCAUUUGAGGUGGUCGGUAGCCAUAGCGAACGAAAUGUGACUAGAUAAUAUUUAAUCAAGUGUCAUACAUACAUACAUACAUAUGUACAAAUGUACAUUUAUUUCCAAACAUCAAA